UGAAUAUCUGAUCUUUGUUUGCAAUUCAUCAUGUCCUUCCCGUAUAAGAACGUUCUCGUCCUCGGUGCUACCAGUGGCAUCGGUCUCGCCCUCGCAGAACGCAUGAUCGAGCAUGGAAUCCACAUCAUCGCCGUCGGACGACGACAAGAAAAUCUCUCUUCCCUUCACCAGAAGCAUGGGAAGGAGAAAGUCUCAACUAUCCAAUUCGACGUCACGGACCUUGCAGGAAUCCCCUCUUUCGUCGAGACUGUAACAAAAUCCCACCCCAAUCUGGACUCCAUAUUCAUGAACUCGGGCAUCCAGCGAAAAAUAGACUUCACCCAUCCCUCAACCAUCGACCUGGACUUGAUAACCACAGAACUAACAACAAACUACACCUCCACCAUCCACCUCAUAAAAUACUUCCUCCCACACCUCCAAUCCCACCCCUCAACGCCCACCUCGCUAAUCUUCACGACCUCCGGGCUCGCCCUGGUCCCCAUCCUCCGCUGCCCCAACUACUGUGCCUCCAAAGCCGCCAUGCACCACCUAAUCCUCACGCUGCGCGCACAGCUCUCCUACGCCGAAGCUUCGAAGAAUGUGCGGGUGAUUGAGAUCCUGCCGCCGGCUGUGCAGACGGAGUUGCAUGACCAGAAGCACCAGCCGGAUAUCAAGGACGGCGGUGCAUUUGGGAUGCCGUUGGGGGCGUUUGUGGAUGAGGCGUGGGAGGGCUUGAGUAAGGGGCAAGAGGAUGUCCCGGUGGGCAUGGUGAAGGGGAGUUAUGGGGCUUUUGAGAAUGAGAGGAGGAGUAUGUUUGAGGGGAUUACGAAGAGGUUGGGUGGGUGGGUUGAAGAGUGA
Messenger RNA from Mollisia scopiformis, 837 nucleotides. Its product is annotated as putative short-chain dehydrogenase/oxidoreductase. NCBI's taxonomy places the organism in Eukaryota, Fungi, Ascomycota, Leotiomycetes, Helotiales, Mollisiaceae. The transcript is spliced from 2 exons. The record is from RefSeq and is a predicted model, not a curated record. Gene Ontology annotation, molecular function: oxidoreductase activity. Bases 31 to 837 code for a protein of 268 amino acids.